This is a messenger RNA of Pyricularia pennisetigena, 3096 nucleotides long. RefSeq lists its product as uncharacterized. The coding region runs from base 1 to 3096 and encodes 1031 amino acids. NCBI's taxonomy places the organism in Eukaryota, Fungi, Ascomycota, Sordariomycetes, Magnaporthales, Pyriculariaceae. The transcript has 2 exons. The record is from RefSeq and is a predicted model, not a curated record.
AUGUCAUGGCCGGACACGAGGGCGCCGCGGGUGUUGGAUGCGGCUGACGUGAUUCGCACUUGUGUUUCCGAGUCUGGGGCAUCACGAUCACCGCCGCAACUCCAGAUAGAGGUUCCGCGAGUUCGACCAGCGGAAUGGGCAGCCAAUGGCAGUCCCGGCCCCAAGACGCCCGCUUCGGCACGUCGUGGGUGCCGCUUUCCUAGUCUGGAUGAAGCCCACCGCAACAUAACUGGAAGGUCCCAUACAUCGACGUCGACAGCAUCAAAUCGAAUCGCGUCCAACGACAGCAGCACUGAGGCCAAGAGUGCCACCAGCAGCUGGCAACCGGCCCGCUCCAGUAAAACGUCUGCUACUUUACACUGCACCUCCGACAACCGAGACUGUUUGAGCCCCGUCAAGGAAGCCACAUCCGACAGUCACGGUAAUGCCCCAAGAGUUUCAAAGCGAGAGCCGGUCCUCUACAACCACGAGGAGACUGCACUUACCCACUCUGCCCGCAAAGAUCCCGACGAUCCGUUUGUUGUUCGGGAAGAUUCCAGCCCACUACCCAUGCCGAAGCACAGAAGCACCGACUCGCCGAGUACUGUAUCCGAGUCCCAGUCUACUACUACUGUUGACCGCGAUUACCGCCAGUAUCGCUCUGCUGCAUCUGACCAGGGAACAUCCUCCAGCCCUGGCGUAGAUGCCACCCUCGACACCACUCCUUUCCGUGGAGCUCCUCGUAGCUCCUCUCUCGACAGACUGAGUCCCGCAAACCUCAGCGCGUUGCGGUCAGGUGCCGGCGCUCGCUGUGGCUUCAGGCCCGACGAUGUCCUUCACAGUCCGGAAAUUAGCAGAACCGGUUCGGUGCGCUUCACUCAUGAGGGGGACCAAGGGAGCGACGGUUCCUCGGCCGUCAACAAAGAUCCCUUGUGGUCUGCCACAGCAACCUCCCACGACGACAGGGCACUGUUCUCGCUUCCGCACAUUCCUACACUUGCAUUCUUCGAUGCCCCCAUCGGGACAUCGACGCACUCGGCCCGCAGUCAUGCAAUUUCCUGCGGUCUGUCAUUCUCGACUCUCUCCGACUCGCAAGCCCUCCUCAAUAGUGACCUUAGCAGCAAUGGCGGUCUCAUACCUCCUCCGCUCGCCCUAUCGACACGUGCGAGACCCUCUGAGAUUCCGCGUGCGCACCUCAGCGUUGGUGCUUUUUCUAUGGGCGCCACCACAGAAUCCGACGAUGAUCCUUUCAAGUAUGAUAAGACCAAUUAUGGUGUCUUUCUCGUGGAUAAGAGGGAGAGGGAAGUUAGCGCCAGACUUCAGCGCCAAAGCUCAUCGAGUAAACACAGUAGGACUCCAAGCUGCAGUCCAUCAAAGUCGUUGUACAAGACAUUCAAGCUUCCGUCUCCUAUCCCUGAGCACCCGUCCGGUAAGGCCGAUGACUCGGCCAGGGUCAACCGUGACCAGCUCGCUGUAUUGCAAUUUCUGCACCCAGAUGCCAUCAAAUCCUUGUGGGAAGUAAAUCAGAGUCAAGGCGCCACGAUCAGGGUGCCUGUACCCCUUCAGACGGACGCUUUAUGCCAACCAAGUGCCGCAACAAAAACAAAGAAGUCUUCGAAAGUCAGUAAAAUCCAGUUUCGGGGUGCUAGAGAGCCUCUGAACGAUAGGGAUGAAUGGGAAACAGUAGGGACAUUCCAAGCUGUCAAUGACAGUAGCCCAACAUACGCUCUUCCGAACCCACCCUCCAAGUUUACUCAUGAUGCGUCCGUCAACUAUACAGGCAGCAGCGUCGCAGAUGUAUCAGACGAAGAUGUCAGUCUGUAUGAAGCUCAGUUUGACGAAUACGGCUCCAAGGAACGCAUCAUUCAGCAUCCAUCAAAUCAAGUCGACAACCAGCCAUUCAAAGUCAGACAUCUCAAAGACUCGAACAUUCCUGUGUUUGUACCAAAGCAGCGGGUCCACAGAGUCAACGGACUUGCGCAGAACUCUAUACGGCUCCUCCAGGGGUCAACCGCACAGAGCAAGGAGAUCAACCCUACAGAGUCGAGCCGGACUGGCAAGAUUCUCAAUCCCUUCAGCGCCCUGAAUAAGAAGUACAGAGACAAGUUGUUACCGCUCCCGCCACGAGUAACGGCCGAGACAUCGCGCUUUGAGUUUCGAGACUCGGUGUGUAGCACUGAUAAGGAGAACCCCUUCGAUGGGAAACAGUUUGGUGACCAGAGGGUACAUGAUGACAGCAACUCUCAUGAUGCACUGAAUGAUUGUGUGACGAACCACCACAACAGCCAGGCGUCGACAGACUAUGAUCUGUCGACAUUGUCUGCUCUGUCGAAUGGGUCUCACAGCUUUGCUUUUCCACUCAUACCGCUGCCCGAAGCAGCAAGACUGCAAACCAUACGGCGCGAGAGCGGGAUUGAUGAUGAGGCCUUCGCAAGCAACAAAGGACGACAGCGCAAGCAGAGUUUUGCGUCGCUGGGGAAGAAUAGAGGAAGCGCCGUGGCCACGUCCAACCUGCCUCGUCUUCCGCAAACUGUGCACAAGCGAACCCCAACGCCUCUGUUCUCAUCAGUCGUGAAUGAUAAAGAGCUCGAGAGCCGGGCCCUGCGUUUCGAUGGCCCUGCGACCUCUCCGAUCAGCUCCAAGAUAGAUUCACCACCUGAUAGCCGCUCCCAUUUCUGCGACAAUAGCACCGCAACAUUUGGUGCCUCUCCUCUCAAAAACCGAAUGGCUGGGAUGUGGCCGUCACGACGAUCCGAGAUUCCACAUCUUUACCCCUGGGACGAGCGCCGAUUACAACCUGGAAGUGAUCCAUACUUGCGAGCCUUGGCAGAUCGAGAUAAACUGCCCUCCGCACAUCUGACUUACACUUCACAUGAAGGCCGGAGAAAGCAACGUAGAUGGUUUGUACUGAUGUUGGCUGUCAGCAUCUUCCCUUUCUUGUCAGUUCUUGUCUACCUCGGGAAAUUCGAUACUGCACUCUCCUGGUACACCAGGGGAGAGGUCAAUGGACUAACAAUAAGUCAGCGGAGAAUUAUAUUGGCAAUCAUGGUCUUUCAGUUCUUUGUCUGGACGGCCAUCAUCGUUAUCGUGGUGAAAAAAAUGGGAGGCGCGUUUUGA